Lepisosteus oculatus (spotted gar) is the source of this 1089-nucleotide messenger RNA. The record is from RefSeq and is a predicted model, not a curated record. NCBI's taxonomy places the organism in Eukaryota, Metazoa, Chordata, Actinopteri, Semionotiformes, Lepisosteidae.
CGCAGUAUAUAAGGCGGUGAUGUCAUUAGGCUAAACCUCCGAGUGCAGGAAGAGUUAUGUCACACGCACAGCACUGUGAUGCCAUUGGUGAUAUAAUGUGACUAUAAAGUGCCGUGAUGUCACUGGUGAUGUCACGUAACUAUAAAGCACUGUGUUUUCAUUGGUGAUGUCAUUGGCGGUGUCUUGUGACUAUAAAGUGCCGUGAUGCCGUUGGUGAUCUAAUGUGACUAUAAAGAGCCGUGAGUGAUGUCAUUGGGGAUGUCAUGUGGCUACAGCUCUGAGAUGACAUCGGGGAUUUCAAUAGUGAGGUCAUGUGACUAAUGCUCUGUGAUGUCAUUGGGGAGGUCAUGUGACUGAUGCUCUGUGAUGUCAUUGGGGGAGGUCAUGUGACUGAUGCUCUGAUGUCAUUGGGGAGGUCAUGUGAUUCUAAAGCUCUGUGGUGUCAUUGGGGAGGUCAUGUGAUUCUAAAGCUCUGUGGUGUCAUUGGGGACAUCAUGUGAUUCUAAAGCUCUGUGGUGUCAUUGGGGACAUCAUGUGAUUCUAAAGCUCUGUGGUGUCAUUGGGGAUGUCAUGUGACUGUAAUGCUCUGUGGUGUCAUUGGACUGCCCGGUCCCUCUAGUGUCCAGGAUGGCCCUGUUCCCCACCUCUCUGUCGGAGGAAGAGGAGUCCCUCCAGAAGAAGUACGCCAAGCUGAAGAAGAAGAAAAAGGCCCUCCUGGCCCUCAAGAAGCAGAGCUCCAGCAGCCAGACCAGCCAGGGCGGACUGAAGCGCACCCUGUCCGACCAGCCGGUGGUGGACACGGCCACGGCGACGGAGCAGGCCAAGAUGCUGGUGAAGUCGGGGGCCAUCAGCGCCAUCAAGUCCGAGAACAAGAACUCCGGGUUCAAGCGCUCCAGGACGCUGGAAGGCAAGCUCAAGGAUCCGGAGAAGGGGCCUGUCCCCGCCUUCCUUCCCUUCCAGAGGAGCAUGUCCACAGACGAGGAGAUGCUGGAGGUACGUGUGGACUCGUGGAAUGAGAGACCCGUGGACUGUGAGCCAGUGAGCCAGUGAGCCAGGAAAGACAGGAGAGACAGAGAGACAUGUGGACUG